UUGGCUGCUGCUUCGUAACAGGUGUGCCACGUGAGCAAUCUCCUCUUUUAUCUCUCUAUAUCAUCUAGGAAGGAGUCUUUAGAGGAGCUUGAAAUCCAAGGAGCUGAUUCCUUUGACGAUAACAAGAGAUCUUUGACGAAGGUUAAAGAAAGAUGGGAGGAGGGUUUAGAGUGCUUCAUCUUGUUCGACCAUUCCUUUCAUUUCUUCCAGAAGUUCAAAGUGCUGAUAGGAAAGUUCCAUUUAGAGAGAAGGUCAUAUACACUGUGAUAUCUCUAUUCAUUUUCCUGGUUUGCAGUCAGCUCCCUCUUUAUGGUAUACACUCCACAACUGGGGCAGAUCCAUUCUAUUGGAUGCGUGUCAUUUUGGCUUCCAAUCGAGGGACUGUUAUGGAGCUUGGGAUCACUCCCAUUGUAACGUCUGGUUUAGUGAUGCAACUCCUAGCCGGAUCAAAGAUCAUUGAAGUGGAUAAUAAUGUCCGUGAAGAUCGUGCACUCUUAAAUGGUGCGCAGAAAUUGUUGGGAAUCCUCAUAGCUGUUGGUGAGGCAGUAGCUUAUGUUCUAUCUGGAAUGUAUGGAAGUGUUGGCCAACUUGGAGUGGGCAAUGCCAUUCUAAUUAUCUUACAACUCUGUUUUGCUGGUAUAAUCGUUAUAUGUUUAGAUGAAUUACUCCAGAAAGGAUAUGGACUUGGCUCUGGAAUUUCUCUUUUUAUUGCAACCAACAUUUGUGAGAAUAUUAUUUGGAAAGCAUUUAGCCCAACCACCAUAAACAGCGGGCGUGGGGCUGAAUUUGAAGGAGCUGUUAUUUCUCUCUUCCAUUUAUUGAUAACAAGGGCAGAUAAAGUCCGGGCUCUUCGAGAGGCUUUCUAUAGGCAGAAUCUUCCAAACGUAACGAAUUUGCUAGCAACAGUGUUGGUCUUCCUCAUUGUUAUAUACUUUCAAGGUUUUCGCGUUGUACUACCAGUUAGAUCAAAGAAUGCCCGAGGCCAACAGGGAUCUUAUCCGAUCAAACUGUUCUACACUUCCAAUAUGCCAAUUAUUCUCCAGUCUGCACUUGUUUCUAACCUUUACUUUAUUUCACAGUUGCUGUACAGGAGGUACAGUGGAAACUUCCUUGUGAAUUUGUUGGGCAAGUGGAAGGAAUCUGAAUACAGUGGUCAAUCAAUCCCAGUUGGUGGUAUUGCAUAUUAUAUAACUGCACCGUCAAGUUUGGCAGAUGUUGCAGCCAAUCCAUUCCAUGCACUAUUUUAUAUCGUGUUCAUGCUGUCUGCUUGUGCUUUGUUCUCCAAAACUUGGAUUGAAGUGUCUGGAUCAUCUGCUAAAGAUGUGGCAAAACAACUCAAGGAACAACAAAUGGUGAUGCCUGGGCAUAGAGAAUCGAACUUGCAAAAGGAGCUGAACCGAUACAUUCCAACUGCUGCAGCUUUCGGUGGUAUGUGCAUUGGUGCACUGACAGUUCUUGCUGACUUUAUGGGAGCAAUUGGAUCUGGGACAGGUAUCUUGCUUGCUGUCACCAUUAUAUAUCAGUACUUUGAGACAUUCGAGAAGGAGAAGGCUACCGAGCUUGGUUUCUUCGGUUUCUAAUGAACUCUUCUAGCUCUAGUUCUAGUUCCGGUUCAAUACAAGAUUAGAAAUAGCAGAUUUUCUGGAGCAGGUUCAGGAGAGAAGCCCAAGUAGAAUCUCUUGCUAACACAAUGCAGAGAUUUUAAGUUUUUUUUUUAAAAUAUUGUAAAGUUUUGUCUCUCUUGAUCAAGACUUUGAGACUCUCCUAAAAAAGUUACUCAUUACA
Molecule: messenger RNA, 1785 nt
Organism: Impatiens glandulifera
Lineage: Eukaryota; Viridiplantae; Streptophyta; Magnoliopsida; Ericales; Balsaminaceae
Product: protein transport protein Sec61 subunit alpha-like
Exons: 6
Coding region: 153-1580 (475 amino acids)
Biological process (GO): SRP-dependent cotranslational protein targeting to membrane, translocation; post-translational protein targeting to membrane, translocation
Cellular component (GO): Sec61 translocon complex; membrane
Molecular function (GO): transmembrane protein transporter activity; signal sequence receptor activity; ribosome binding
Source: RefSeq, a predicted model, not a curated record